AUGACAUCCAAUAAAUACCGGUACCACCGCUGUUUGCUGUUCGUUUUAGUCGCUCUCGUGGUCUGUAGCCUCCGCGUCGGUGCAUGCAGUUCAAACGAUACCGAACCGGGACAGGAAAUGCACCAACGGCAGAAACGGUUUCUCACUUUCCUGCCGUGGGGCGGUCUGGUGAAGGCGAUAUUUUCCAUUGCGACGCCCGUUAGAUUCCAGCAUCGAGUGAAGCGAAGUGUGAAUAUGGCGAUUAAUUGCCAGGCAAAUUAUCGGGUGCCGGCGAAAAUAAUUUACCCGAUCCCGGAAAGUUACUUUAAAAAUCGUGAUUUUGGUGAUAGUAAUUUUGUGGACAACAGUCGGGUUCAGCUCUAUCAGCUGUUGGAAAAAAUGAUCGGUUCCUGGAGUCCGAAUGGGCGUGCUUGUUUGCUGCGAACGAUCUGCGAAGUGGCGGAUACUCCACUGAGGCACAACGGACUGAUCGGGGAACUACUUGAUAUAAUAUUCACACCCUCGGAGACGGAUGAAAUGAUUGAAGAGUACAAACUAGCAGCAACGUACGGCCGGAACGGACUGGAUUGUGAACGACUAUACGACAAAUGUCCGAUUGGGCAUGGAAUCCUCGAAAAAGUAUCUUCAGUAAUAAAUGUUUGA
Molecule: messenger RNA, 642 nt
Organism: Topomyia yanbarensis
Lineage: Eukaryota; Metazoa; Arthropoda; Insecta; Diptera; Culicidae
Exons: 2
Coding region: 1-642 (213 amino acids)
Source: RefSeq, a predicted model, not a curated record